UCUUCCGCAUAACCUCACGUCGGAGGAUACUCUUGUUCUUGUCACCCCUCUCUCCCCGACAAGACUUUUUUUGAUCCCUCUCCUCUCCUUUCUUCAAAAUACCUCAGUCACCAUGUUCAAGCUUGCCCGCAGCAAACCGGUUACGGCAGCUUUGAGGGCUGCGACGGAAUCUUCCGUCCAGUCCCGUGUUGCUCAGCAAAAGAGAAACCUGUCGAUCCACGAAUACCUGUCUGCGAACCUGCUCAAGUCGUAUGGCGUCGGCAUGCCCAAGGGUGAAGUCGCCCGCUCCGCGGAGGAGGCUGAGGCCGUUGCCAAGUCCCUCGGUAAUGACGACAUGGUCAUCAAGGCCCAGGUCCUUGCCGGUGGUCGUGGUAAGGGUACUUUCGACAAUGGCCUUAAGGGUGGUGUGCGCGUGAUCUACUCGCCUACCGAGGCCAAGAUGUUCGCUAGCCAGAUGAUCGGACAGAAGCUCAUCACGAAGCAGACUGGCGCUGCUGGUCGUCUUUGCAACUCUGUCUACAUCUGUGAGCGCAAGUUCGCUCGCCGCGAGUUCUACCUUGCUGUCCUCAUGGACCGCGCCUCUCAGAGCCCCGUCAUUGUCGCCUCGUCGCAGGGUGGUAUGGACAUUGAGGCCGUCGCCAAGGAGAACCCCGAGGCCAUCAUCACCACUCCUAUUGACAUCAAGGUCGGUGUGACCGAUGCCAUUGCUCACAAGAUCGCCACCGAGCUCGGCUUCUCCGAGCAGUGCGUCGAGGAGGCCAAGGACACCAUCCAGAAGCUCUACAAGGUCUUCAUCGAGAAGGAUGCUACCCAGAUCGAGAUCAACCCUCUGUCUGAGACCUCCGACCACAAGGUCAUGGCCAUGGAUGCCAAGCUUGGCUUCGAUGAAAACGCCGAAUUCCGCCAGAAGGAGGUCUUCUCCUGGAGAGACACCACCCAGGAAGACGCCGAUGAGGUCAAGGCUGCCGAGCACGGUCUGAACUUCAUCAAGCUUGACGGUGACAUUGGAUGCCUGGUUAACGGUGCUGGUCUUGCCAUGGCCACCAUGGAUAUCAUCAAGCUCAACGGCGGUGCGCCCGCCAACUUCCUCGAUGUCGGUGGUGGUGCCACUCCCGCUGCCAUCAAGUCCGCUUUCGAGCUCAUCACCAGCGACCCCAAGGUGACUGCCAUCUUCGUCAACAUCUUCGGCGGUAUCGUCCGCUGCGAUGCUAUUGCCCAGGGUUUGAUCAACGUCGUGCAGGAGAUGGGUCUGCGCACUCCCAUCGUUGCCCGUCUGCAGGGUACCAACAUGGAGCAGGCUCACAAGCUGAUCAACGAGUCUGGCCUCAAGAUCUUCUCCAUUGAGGAUCUCCAGAGCGCUGCUGAGAAGUCUGUCCAGUUCUCCAAGGUCGUCAAGAUGGCCCGCGAGAUCGACGUUGGCGUUGAGUUCACCCUUGGUAUCUAAUCUCCGAGUCGGAUUUGGAUUUAUAGAUGUGUCACCUUGUCUACUGCUCCACUGUCUCUUGUACUCUUUUUAUUUUUCCUUUUAUUUUCCUUACUUCCCUCUUGGUUUCCCCCACUCCGAUGGCCGGGGAUUCAGAAGGUUCAUGCGUGUUCGAUGGUGCAGCGAGAUGCGGAGCAAUAGGCCGACGGUUGGUGACCAUGGGCUUCGUCGACGAUGCUAACGCACUCCUGCUGCCUAGAAUAAGAUCGGUCAUAGGGGUUGUCACAAACGAGUUGCUAUAAUGGUGAAAUGAGACGGAUUCAGGCAGAGAGAGAGCACGAGGGGUAUCUUUAUAGAGAGCAUUUGAUGGUCCUGUAUAUCGUCCAUUUCUAGGUUCAUUUUCUUAUGUCAAAUGUAUUUUCCCUUUUUCUGUGCCCCCUUUGGUGUCGUUGGGUGAUAAUACCCCUCACGCUGCUAGAAGCGCCAGAUCGGUAGACUCUGGAGGAUGUACGUCCUUGAAC
Molecule: messenger RNA, 1944 nt
Organism: Aspergillus costaricaensis CBS 115574
Lineage: Eukaryota; Fungi; Ascomycota; Eurotiomycetes; Eurotiales; Aspergillaceae
Product: succinate--CoA ligase (GDP-forming) subunit beta
Exons: 8
Coding region: 113-1444 (443 amino acids)
Biological process (GO): succinyl-CoA metabolic process; tricarboxylic acid cycle
Cellular component (GO): succinate-CoA ligase complex; mitochondrion
Molecular function (GO): metal ion binding; succinate-CoA ligase (ADP-forming) activity; ATP binding
Source: RefSeq, a predicted model, not a curated record